CACAUUUGUGCCCUAGAAAUUUCGAUUUUCGAUUUCGCCUCCAUUUGAUAGCCGCAAUGCUCUUCGAAUUUUUCUUUUCCAAACACCGUCUGUUUCGCAAAUCUCUGUCACUUUCCUUCUCAAUCUCUCAGCGUACAUCGCAACUAGAUAGCUACAGUUGUGACAGAUCGUGGUAGAUUUUAGCUGCUUACCCUCAGUUUCAUGUAAAUUGUAAUAGUUUGUUGUAUUGUUGCUGUAGUUGUGUUGUACAGUGAUGGAUGCGAUGGAGCUUGGCUAUCCAGUGGAUGUUCCGAAACUCAUCGGAUCUGAUGGUUUCGGUAGAGCUAGGGUUACAGUCAACGAGGUCGAGGCCGUUGCUUGCGAGUCCAACACUCGCGUUUCGAUUAUUGUUAACUCUCCGAUUGAACGUUGUAGUACUUUUCUUAGACCAAAAGAUGUGACGAGUACUGUUAAUGAUUUGGAGUCAACAUGGGAUAAGAUUCAGGAAACUGAUCUUCGUAAACAUGACAAACAGCUACCCAGUCCUCAUGUUGAAGACUCAUCUGGACAGCUGAAAAAUAGGAGCGCCAUUUACCCUUCAUCGACUUCUAGGUCUGAAGUGCAACGAAAAACAGCAAAAGUGUCAAGAAGUGGUAACGGAUAUUCAAAGAGACCACGCUUGGCUCAAUCAGAAGAUAACAUGAGCUUAGGUGGAAUUGAUGAGAUAAAAGAUAUAUCUGAUAAUGCAGGACCUCAUCCUUCCACAAAAUGCAAUCCUCUAGAGAAAAGUCAAUCUGUGAGACAAAAGGGCAAUGUUAGUGGCAAGCGAGGUGAUAAGAGAAAUUUCAAAGUUUCUACAAAAGGCAAAUAUGAUUCCUUCUCCAUGAGGACUGGGUUGGUGAGCUUCAGUUCAGCUGCUGGAGUGAGCAACUUUUUUGGAGCAUAUGGUCUGAAGUCAGAUUUAGAUGAUGUCACAAAGCAUGUUGAUGAUUUGUCAUUGAGAGACCUCCUUGAUGGUACUUACAAGUGUCCUAGUCUAGGCAAAGACAAGCAGACAAUAGCACCAAAUAUUAAUGAAAGUUUUGUGCAAUCAAUUAAAAAGGCGUGCUCUAUUCUUCCACUUGCAAAGCCUCCUCAGUCACAAAAUUUUACUGAGAUGGAUAGCUGUACCAGCAAGAAACCAGUUUCCUGUCCUCCGAGCUCCAUUUCAUCAGUAUCAAGCAGUGUUGAUGUUGAUAAAGGAGAUUCAUACACACCAAAUCUAUCGUCAUUCAACAAGGAGUCUUUUAGCAAGCCUGGUACCACUACAAAUCUUGAUCUUCCAUUGUAUAAACCAAAAGAUAUUUUAGAAAGGUUAGCACUUCCUCCACCCAAGGAUUUGGAGACCUUGCUUCUGGAUGCUGCCAAGCCUUCUGCAUCUUCAAAAAACAAUUGUGAUAUACGUUCAGGCAAGCACAUUUCUCGCCGAGCUAGCUUGUCACCAUUUCCCUGGUCACAUACCUAUAAUGGGCACUGUAGAACCAAUUCUGAUGCAGUUAAGCUUUUAACAAGUAGGAGUACAUGCCAAGGUCGAUGGGCAAGAAUAGAUAGUAGUGUGACUCUUGGGGCUUCAACUGGCUGUUUCACAAACUUGGAGAUGCUUACUUAUGAUCAGAGUCUGGUUCCCCCAUCUACAUCUGUUAGCACUCCUUGGUGCGAAUGGGAUUCAUCAUCUAUCGUGACAAGCUCAAAAUCUCCUCUUGUUAAUCCUGAUUCUGGAUCUGAGCAAAAGGAUCAAGUAAAUGCUGGACACUGCCCAAGAGUUAUAGCUGCUGCUCAAACUCUGUGUGACAUGGCGGCCCGAUCCUUGAGGCAAAAACCAGAUGGGAUCUUAAGGUGGCCAAAGAAGCUGUCACAGAAGACUAUGAAGUCUCGAAAGACAAAAUCAUUAGAGAAACCUGAACUAUUUAUUACACCGUCUUCACAAUCAGGAUCUGACAAUCUAGUGAGAAACGACACCAACCAGGUAACACCCUCUAAGAGAUCCAAGCUCCCUACAAUGGAGAAUAAAAGAGUCCAUCUCAUACCAAUGGUAUCAAAAAAGGGCUAAUAAACUGGUCUGCUCCAAGAUCUAGUAGAUCAUCACCCAGCAAGUCAGUUAGGGACUUAAUUACAGAAACAAAAAAUUCCACUGCUGACAAUUUGAGGCAGUCAUGUAUGAUGCCACCACCUUCGCGAGUUUUGGUUAAGGCUUGCGACAGUCAACAGAAGAUACAAAAAAUAAUGCCAGGCUGAUCGGGAAAGGGGGAGGGACAGACUGGCUGGAUUGAUGAAUAGUGUUUUGGUAACAGGUUUAUCUGCAAAACUGGUUGGUUUGUACAUUUUGGAAUGUAGGCGAAAUGAAAUCGUAGUAAUAUUUCAAGGGGUUUUGCUGAAGAGGAAAGGGGAUUUAGUGUAAGGUUUCCCCUUAGAUAAACAGGGUUCCAGUGUUGUAAAAUUAAGUCAGUUUUAGAAAUACAGUAGAAAAUUCUUUGCCUUGUGUAAAGCAUUAAAUGAGGCAAUAGAAAUUUCCCUCAAUUACAUUUCUCUGCGAAA
This is a messenger RNA of Mangifera indica (mango), 2553 nucleotides long. RefSeq lists its product as uncharacterized. NCBI's taxonomy places the organism in Eukaryota, Viridiplantae, Streptophyta, Magnoliopsida, Sapindales, Anacardiaceae. The transcript is spliced from 7 exons. The record is from RefSeq and is a predicted model, not a curated record. The coding region runs from base 254 to 2068 and encodes 604 amino acids.